AUGAAGCUACUCCUGGUCCUGGUGGCCUUUCUCUUACCCCCCAAGGCUGGGGCAGGGGAGAUCAUCGGGGGCCAAGAAGCCAGGCCCCAUUCUCACCCUUACAUGGCAUAUCUUCUCACCCGAACAUCAAGGGGUCUGAGCACUUGUGGGGGCUUCCUGGUGCGAGAAGACUUUGUGAUGACAGCAGCUCACUGCUGGGGAAGGUAAGAAAUUAAGGUCAUCUUGGGAGCCCACAACAUCAGGAGGCAUGAAAGAACACAGCAGAGUAUACUGGUGCUCAGAGCAAUCCGCCACCCGAAAUACAACGAGCAGAACCGCCUGAAUGACAUCAUGUUACUGCAGCUGGAAAAUAGAGCCCAGUGGAAUCGAUUUGUGAGGCCUGUGGCUCUGCCUCAGUCCCAGGCCCGGCUGCAUCCUGGGUCCUUGUGCACUGUGGCUGGCUGGGGCCUGAUCAGCCAGACCAGGAGAACAGACACACUUCAGGAUGUGCAGCUGAGCGUGCAGAGGGAUCAGGAAUGUAGCAAUUGCUUUGAUACCUACAAUGGCCAAAGACAGAUUUGUGUAGGAGACCAAAUCGAGGGGAAGGCCACCUUCCUGGGGGACACCGGAGGGCCCCUUGUGUGCAACAAUGUGGCACAGGGCAUUGUCUCCUAUGGAAGAAGAUUCGCUGCUCCACCAACAGUCUUCACCAGGAUUGCUCGCUUCCUGCCCUGGAUAAAUAGAACAAUGAACCAAUUUAACAGAAAGAGGAUACCCUGA
Molecule: messenger RNA, 759 nt
Organism: Miniopterus natalensis
Lineage: Eukaryota; Metazoa; Chordata; Mammalia; Chiroptera; Miniopteridae
Source: RefSeq, a predicted model, not a curated record